AUGGAAAAUUGUAAAAAAGAGCUAGAAUUGUACAUGAGAUUCUAUUUUAAAAGCAAUCCAACGUCUACAAAAGCCGAAGAGACGCAGGCAGUGAUCGCAAAGGCCGAGGAGUAUAUUCAGAACACUCUUCCAACAAUAUUUAGCAAGAAUCACGUCUACACCACCAAUCAAAAAGCGCUUUUGCUCUCUGAAGCCGGAAAGUUGUAUAAUGUCAUAUGGGAUUAUAAUGAAAGCGCCGAGAAAUUCCUCACAAAAGCUGUCAGACUAAACCCAAAAAAUGCAGAUACCUGGCACGAGUUGGGUUUGUGUGUCAUGAAGCGACAGGACCUGGAAUUCGCUCAAUCUUGCUUCAAUAUCUCCCUCGGCAUCGUUCGAACGGCUCCAGUGCUCACUUCGCUGGCUAUAGCCUUGAGAUUAGUUGCUCUGAAUCAUCCGGAACCAGCGCAGACUGAAAUGCGCACAAAAGCCAUGGAAUUGAUUAUUGAAGCACGCCGACUGGAUCCGACUCAUGGUCCGGCGAACGCCGCAUUUGCCACGGGGCUUUUUUAUUGCUUUUUUAGUACGGCGAAAACUGAGCUACAGUAUUUGGAGAAAGUUGUGGAGAAUUAUCGAAAAGCGUUGAGAGAGUGCGAAUUGUCGAGGACAGAUGUACAGGUCUACAUCAACAUGUCCACCUGCCUAAAAUUCAUGGAAAAGUACGACGAAACGCUGGAAUCGCUUCAAAAAUCCGUCGAAUUCGAUGCGAGAAACGAGCUGGAAACGCGCGAAAAACGCGAUUCUUUCGUCAAAUAUUUGAGAAAUUUCGCCGAAAGUGUACAGAAAAAAGGGCGAAUCAAGGCAAAACGGUUGGCUGAAAUGGUCGGGGAUUUGAAGAAAACCGCGAGUGGAAAUGAUGGAUUUCGAGUGAAAAUCAUUGGAAACGUUGGACAUGAGGAGGCGAUUCCAGUAGCCCUGGUCGGUGUGGAUGUCAAUGGUGAGGUGUACGGUAUCACCGUCUACAAUUGUCUCUCGAAUUUCGGAUUCGUCAUCGGGGAUACGGUAACGAUAGCGAAGCCCGAUAUUCGGGAAUUGAAGAAUUUUCAAAUUCCCUCCCAGCCGCCAAUCCACGUGGAAUGUCUGAAAUGGGUCCGUGUGGCUACGCCCACGCAGAUCAAGAAAAACGGAGUGGCACUGACGGAUUCGGUGGUGGCGAGAGCAUUCACGACCACACAGACUAAAUGA
Messenger RNA from Caenorhabditis briggsae, 1221 nucleotides. Gene Ontology annotation, molecular function: protein binding. Lineage: Eukaryota; Metazoa; Nematoda; Chromadorea; Rhabditida; Rhabditidae. The transcript is spliced from 8 exons. Bases 1 to 1221 code for a protein of 406 amino acids. The record is from RefSeq and is a predicted model, not a curated record.